Messenger RNA from Dreissena polymorpha, 2035 nucleotides. RefSeq names its product cytochrome b-245 heavy chain-like. Gene Ontology annotation, biological process: superoxide anion generation; defense response. Gene Ontology annotation, molecular function: superoxide-generating NAD(P)H oxidase activity. The transcript is spliced from 15 exons. The coding region runs from base 172 to 1866 and encodes 564 amino acids. NCBI's taxonomy places the organism in Eukaryota, Metazoa, Mollusca, Bivalvia, Myida, Dreissenidae. The record is from RefSeq and is a predicted model, not a curated record. Gene Ontology annotation, cellular component: NADPH oxidase complex; plasma membrane.
AUAUUGUUACAUGUGUAUUCUUGGACAUAACAACGAAAACUGCAUUUUUAAUGCAUUCAUAAUGACACAGGUUUAAAACAUAAAAAAUGAAAAUUUUGAUUAUUGUAAAGAUUUUAUUGACUUCUUAAAGCUGCAUAUUGGAGUGAUGGUAAUGUAAGAGAGACAGACACCAUGGCCAGACACUUAAAUGACCUGCCAAGGUGGAUAUUCAUUGCUGUAUGGAUACUUGGAAACGUAGCCAUGUUCAUCUAUACUUACUUCAAGUAUGCUAAUAGUAAGGAGUUCUUCUACUUGAAAAAGAUUUUGGGGGACUCACUGCCAUGGGCCCGGGCAAGUGCUGCCUGCCUAAACCUCAACUGUAUGAUGGUGCUGUUCCCUGUGUGUAGGAACCUCAUGUCCUUUCUCAGGGGAUCAUUGAAGCAUUGCUGCACUAAAACAGUUCGGAGGCAGUUGGAUAAGCAUAUAACAUUUCACAAGUACAUCGCCUACAUGAUCUGUCUUCACACGGCUAUCCACAUAGGUGCCCAUGUGUUCAAUGUGGAGCGCAUGUUUGUAGCCCACAAUGUGUCGAAUGGUCUGCUGUCUGCCCUCAGUAACCUGGAUGACAUGAACGCAGGCCAGACAGCAGUCAACCCUGUCAGGGACGCCUCACAGGAUCCUACCCUGUUUGGUGUGAAGACUCUUGCAGGGAUUAGUGGACUUGUGGCUACGAUUGCUCUUAUUCUGAUCCUCAGCUCUUCCACUGAAAUUAUAAGGAGGUCAUAUUUCGAAGUAUUCUGGUUUACCCACCACUUGUUUGUAAUCUUCUUCAUAGGAAUUAUUAUCCAUGGCAUAGGAAGGCUGGUACGCAGACAGACAAAUGUGGCAGACCAUGACCCAGAGUACUGUGUCAGCCGCUAUGAUCUGUGGGGCUCCACCCAGGAGAUACGCUGUCCCCUACCCCAGUUUGCUGGUAGCCCACCAGCUACCUGGCAGUGGGUGGUGGGUCCCUUGGCUCUCUACCUCCUAGAAAGACUGGUACGCUUCAUACGGUCUCGACAGCAGGUUGUCAUCACCAAGGUGGUGAAGCACCCAUCCAACGUGUUUGAGCUGCAGAUGAAGAAGAAGGGGUUCACCAUGGCCCCCGGACAGUACAUCUUCCUACACUGCCCCAAACUGUCCUACCUGGAGUGGCAUCCUUUCACCCUCACAUCGGCCCCUGAGGAUGAUUAUUUCUCUGUACACGUGCGGCGGGUCGGUAACUGGACCAACGCUCUUGCCAAGGAGUGUCACGUAGAUGAAAUUGAGUUCAAAGAGGCAUGGAAGCUGCCAAGGGUGGCAGUUGACGGCCCAUUUGGUACAGCCACUGAGGACAUCUUCUCAUAUGAGGUGGACGUAUUUGUAGCUGCAGGUAUAGGAGUGACGCCAUUUGCUUCAGUGCUCAAGCACGUCUGGUCCAGGAAGCAGGAGGGAGACUCGAAGCUGAAGCACGUGUAUUUCUACUGGAUCUGCGCGGAGAUGAAUGCCUUUGAGUGGAUGCAUGACCUGCUGCGUUUCUAUGACAAGCAGAUGGUGGACGCAGACCACAGAGACUUUCUCAAGUACUUUGUGUAUCUCACACGUGGCUGGGACAUGAACAUGGCAAAGUCCAUUGUGAAGCAUGAUGAAGACGUCUAUGACUCGGUGACCGGUUUGCAUCAGAAGACGCACUUUGGUCGCCCCAACUGGGAUCUCAUCCUGCCCAAGAUUGCACAGGAUCAUAAAGGGAAGAAGAUAGGGGUGUUUUUUUGUGGACCAAGUGCACUGUCAAGCGUCCUUCAUAAGGCCUGCAACCAGUAUUCCUCAUUAGAGGGGGCCAAGUUUUACUACAACAAGGAAAACUUCUAGUCUGGCUUCUCUACCAAGAACAACUUAUAGCCUUACUAUACAAUGGCUGUAUAUAUUUUCCUUUUAAACUUUAAAAUAUGUUAUAAAUGUCAAGAGGGAUUACAGUUAUGAUCGUAUUGCUUUGUGUAACCAAUUGCAAGACAGCAUGGGCUUUGCAUUGUUCCCAUUG